AUGUCCCUCCUCCAGCAGACCGGAGAUGUCUUCAAGGCAUACUUCCUGCCGGCCCUCUUGGUCUUGGUUGUGCUUCACUUCGCCAUCAACCGCUAUGGAUAUGGUCUGGGAAAGAUCCCUGGCCCGUUCGUGGCGUCGUUGACGGACUUUUGGCGCAUGUUCCACGCCUACACGAACAAAGGCCACCAGGACUAUCUUCUCCAUCGGAAGUACAACUCUCCCGUGCUGCGAGUCGGGCCCAAAACAGUGGCAGUGGCUUCUCCCGACGCCGUUCGUGUCAUCUAUGGCUGGAAGCCAGUCUAUCGCAAGACCCAGAUCUAUACCACGCAGUCUCAACUCAACUCGAACGGGCAGCUGGUGGAGAACCUCGCUUCCACCAUGGACGAGGAAAAGCACACGCGCCUGGCGAAACCGGUGGCCGCCGCCUACGGCAUGAGCACGCUGGUUGAGUUCGAGCCGCUGGUGGAUUCCACGUCCCGGACGUUCGUGGAGCAGAUGGAACAGCGGUUUGCGCGGCCGACGAAAGAAUGCCCUCUGGAUCGGUGGCUGCAGAUGUAUGCCUUCGAUGUCAUUGGCGAGCUGACGUUCAGCAAGAGGAUUGGAUUCCUCGAGACCGGGCAGGAUGUCGACCAGAUGAUGUACCAUACGGGCCGGUUCAUGGAGUACACGGGCGUGGUCGGCCAAGUGCCCAAUCUGGACUGGUAUUUCCGCAUCAAAAACCCGAUCCUGCACAUGUUGCGGCCGACCAGCAACAUCCUAGGCUUCACGCUCAAGCAGAUCCGAGAGCAUCAAAAGUCGUCUCACAGCCCCAGCGACAGCCACAGCGGCCCCCGCGAUUUCUUGACCCGCUUUCUCGAGGCGCGGGAGAAAUACCCGGACAUUGUCGACGAGGGCUUGGUGCACGACUACGCCAACACCAACGUGGCCGGCGGCUCCGACACCACGGCCAUCAUCCUUCGCACGCUGGUGCAUCAGUUCGUGACCCAGCGCAGCAUCCUCGACAAGGUGCUGGGCGAGAUCGGAGCCGCCUUACGGGCGCGCCAGGCACCAGGAGAUGCGGACCCCGACCCUGACCCCGACGCUGACGCCGACAUGGAUCGGCCCAUCACCUGGGCGGAAGGCUUGAAAAUGACCUAUUAUCAGGCCUGUAUCAAGGAAGCUCUCCGCUUCCACCCUGCCACGGCUCAGAUCCUGCCUCGACUCGUGCCCGCGGGCGGCGUCGAGCUCGGCGGCCAUUAUCUGCCACCGGGCACGGUGGUCGGAUGCAACGCCUGGUCGGUCCACCGCGAUCCAGUCCUGUACGGGCAGGACGUCGACCGGUAUCGGCCCGAGCGGUGGCUGGAGGUGUCGCCCGACCAGGCACGCAAGAUGGAGACGUCGCUCUUGACCUUCGGGGCGGGCAAGCGGGCCUGCGUGGGCAAGAACAUCGCCAUGCUGGAGAUCACCAAGUUCAUCCCCGAGUUCUUUCGUCGCUUCGACGUCGAGUUGGUCGACCCUGAGCGCUGGAAGAUCACCUCCACCUGGCUGGCGGUUCAGAGUGGUUUGGAUGUGAGGUUGAAGGUCCGGCCGUUGGAAUCUUUGCUCGCUGAGUGA
Messenger RNA from Capronia epimyces CBS 606.96, 1593 nucleotides. RefSeq lists its product as uncharacterized. NCBI's taxonomy places the organism in Eukaryota, Fungi, Ascomycota, Eurotiomycetes, Chaetothyriales, Herpotrichiellaceae. The record is from RefSeq and is a predicted model, not a curated record. Gene Ontology annotation, molecular function: oxidoreductase activity, acting on paired donors, with incorporation or reduction of molecular oxygen; iron ion binding; heme binding. The coding region runs from base 1 to 1593 and encodes 530 amino acids. The transcript has 4 exons.